AUGCAUUUCAACGCGUCCUACGGCCAAAAAGGUGGUCCGCCGCAAUUUGCUCCCCACCAGGAGCAGUGGGGAGGACACCCUGGCGUCUUUGAGGAUGGCAAUCCUCAGGGUGGGUACAACAGUUACCAGCAACGGGCACCUGGAGGCUUUGAUGGACGUUACGCCCGCGGAGGCCGUGGCCGGGGUGCUGGUGGUGGUAUAUACAGUCGCGGAGGUGUCUUUGGGCAUGAUGGCGGGUACCAUCGGCCAAUGCAGUAUCACGGCGAAGGUGGUUCUCACGCAUAUCACCGUGAGGAGAAGCCGGAAGAGGAAAUAUUCAAGGAGCACACCCCUGGCAUUAACUUUGAUCAGUACGAGGCUAUUAAAGUACACCUCUCGCCCGAUGACAUUCCACCAAUGGAGACAUUUGCUGCCAUGAACACGGCACCUGCACUCAAAGAAAAUGUGGCACGUUGUCGAUACCAAAAGCCAACACCUGUUCAAAAGUACGGUAUUCCUGUUGUGUUAAGUGGCCAUGACCUCAUGGCCUGCGCCCAAACCGGCUCUGGAAAGACAGCGGCCUACUUGAUCCCUCUGGUGAGUUCUAUUCUGAAUAACACGUCGCAAAGCCCGCAGGGGCAUGGAAGUCGGUCUUCCCCAGCCGCGUUGGUCAUGGCUCCCACACGUGAACUCUCCAUUCAGAUUCACGAGGAAGGACGCAAGUUUACCUAUCGAACCGGUAUUCGAUGUGUUGUUGUGUACGGGGGCGCCGAUCCGCGCCAUCAGGUCCAUGAGCUUUCACGAGGUUGCGGUUUGCUGGUUGCCACACCUGGCCGUCUUUGGGACGUGUUUACACGUGGCUAUGUGACCUUCUCUGCUAUUCGCUUUAUGGUUCUGGACGAGGCUGAUCGCAUGCUUGACAUGGGCUUUGAGCCGCAGAUUCGCAUGAUUGUGCAAGGCCAGGGUAGCGACAUGCCACCCCCUGGUCAACGGCAGACGUUGUUGUACUCGGCUACUUUUCCAACUGAAAUCCAACAGCUUGCACGGGAAUUUUUGCACCGUCAUUACUUCUUGCAGGUUGGUCGUGUGGGUUCAACGACAGAAAGUAUUACCCAAGACGUGCGCUGGGUUGAAGACACUGAUAAGCGGGACCAUCUUCUCAGACUUCUGCACGAGAAUCAAGGCCAACUUAUUCUGGUGUUUGUGGAGAAAAAGCGUGACGCCGACCACUUGGAGCGGUUUCUACGUAAUAAUCGGAUUACGUGUGCGUCAAUUCACGGUGACCGAGUGCAGCGUGAGCGUGAGGAGGCGCUUAACAUGUUUAAAUCCGCCAUUUGUCAGGUACUCGUUGCCACGGAUGUGGCCUCACGUGGCCUUGAUAUUCCCAACGUUGGCAUUGUCAUUCAGUAUGAUAUGCCGAGUAACAUUGAUGACUACGUCCACCGCAUCGGCCGAACAGGUCGCGCAGGAAAAGUUGGUCGUGCAGUCUCCUUUUUCAACGAGAAGAACCGCAACAUCGUUGAUGACCUUGUUCCCUUGUUGAAUGAAACCCACCAAGCUGUCCUUCCUCAAGUCAUGGAGCUUAUGAAGCGGCCCAACAUUAACAAUGGUCGCGGCGGCAAUGGUGGUGGUGGGUACCGCGGUUAUCGUGGUGGAGGCUUCUUUGGCGGCGGUGGUUACCGUGGCGGUGGUGGCGGGUACCGUGGCGGCAACAAUCGGGGAGGUUACGGUGGGGGUUACGGGGGCGGCUACAGUGGCGGCUACGGCUACGGCGGCGGCGGUGGCUAUGUAGCGAACAUGGGUAGAGGUGGUCGUGGCGGUGGCUUCCGUGAGUAG
Molecule: messenger RNA, 1815 nt
Organism: Trypanosoma rangeli
Lineage: Eukaryota; Euglenozoa; Kinetoplastea; Trypanosomatida; Trypanosomatidae
Product: putative ATP-dependent RNA helicase
Exons: 1
Coding region: 1-1815 (604 amino acids)
Cellular component (GO): nucleus
Molecular function (GO): RNA helicase activity; RNA binding; ATP binding
Source: RefSeq, a predicted model, not a curated record